Messenger RNA from Trichoderma gamsii, 603 nucleotides. RefSeq lists its product as hypothetical. The transcript is spliced from 3 exons. Bases 1 to 603 code for a protein of 200 amino acids. Lineage: Eukaryota; Fungi; Ascomycota; Sordariomycetes; Hypocreales; Hypocreaceae. The record is from RefSeq and is a predicted model, not a curated record.
AUGGUGCCAAUCGUCUAUAUUCACGGCAAAUAUGCCGGUUGUAAUCAUGCCGUGGCGAAGGAGCUGUGCAAGUUGAUCCCAAACUCAAAGCUCAUCGAUGAUAGCCUGAAUGUCGGCCCUGCAAAAGCGGCUGCCCGAAGUGCAGAAGAGUACUGGUCCUUUCGUACCGCGCUGCGACGAAGGAACUUACGAUCUAUCUACAGCGAGGAGUCCGCCAGCGAGACAACAUGGAUCAUAGUCGAUCAGGAUUACAGCCAGGAGAGUAAGAGCUUUCUUGCCGCGGACUACGAGUUUGCCGCUGUCUCGAGCCACUCGCCGGUCAUCUCAAUUAUCAUCAACUACGAUCUCGAAUUGUCUUGCAAAAAAGCCAGAGAGGAUGCCAAGGAUUCUGUGGCAAACAACGCAAAGGCGGACGAGCUCGAGAAAAUACGUGACAGAUGCAAUAAGGAACAGGUCUUCCGUUUCCGGAAUGACUAUGAACUUGAGUUUGAAGUGACUUUAAUGUCUCCAACUAUGGCGGCCGAGACGGUCCGAGCUCAUAUUCAGACGGUUAAAAGACGCCUGGAGAAGAAAGAGAAGCACGCAUGGAUUCGGGCUUAUUAA